AUGUCUACGGAAGCUUGCUGUACCUGCGCCGCGCUCCUGUCCACGAUUCCUCCUGCGUACGACGAGAAGACCGAGAAGCCCUCGCAGUACGAGCGCCGGCUGGAGUGCUGCGAACGCGCCAUAUGUGCACGAUGCAUUUCGGACAACCCCCGCUUCGCCACCUAUUGUCCUUUCUGCCAGAUUUCCAUCACGCCGUCCCCUUUGCCGCAAGGUCUACGAGACCCUCCGGCAUACUCACCGCCACCGUCACCCAGACCUCGCCACGCCACCUUAGCCCGCGUAGACACCCACGAGCGGCCACCCCCAUAUGAAGGGCAUCAGCCGGUCCAGCCGCCUGCGGGGAAGGCCAAGGAAGAGCCGGCGCCGGACGUGCUCCACUUUGUUGAUCCUGAUACUGACACUGUCACCAACUUAUCACUGAGAUAUGGCGUGCCGGCCUCGGCCCUCAGGAAAACCAACAACAUUUUUGCCGAUCACCUCUUGCAUGGAAGGAGAACAGUCCUCAUACCGGGGGAAUAUUAUAAAGGAGGCGUGAGUUUGAGUCCGCGGCCGGUGGAAGGUGAAGAGGAGGAAGCUCGGAAGGUCAAAGUACGCAAGUGGAUGGUUGCUUGCAAAGUGGCCGAGUACGACAUCGCGCUACUAUACCUCAAGCAAGCCGACUACGAUUUAAACGCCGCCGUAGAGGCGUAUAAGGACGAUGAGCGGUGGGAGCAAGAGCAUCCCUUACAAGGCAGCUCAACCGGGAAGAAUCAGUUGCGGAUUGGCCGCAGCAGGUGGUCGGCUGGCGGAAGUUUGACGGGGCAAUUGUAG
This is a messenger RNA of Diplodia corticola, 810 nucleotides long. Its product is annotated as thiamine biosynthetic bifunctional enzyme. NCBI's taxonomy places the organism in Eukaryota, Fungi, Ascomycota, Dothideomycetes, Botryosphaeriales, Botryosphaeriaceae. The record is from RefSeq and is a predicted model, not a curated record. The transcript has 2 exons. The coding region runs from base 1 to 810 and encodes 269 amino acids.